This is a messenger RNA of Arachis duranensis, 828 nucleotides long. Its product is annotated as ankyrin repeat-containing protein ITN1-like. The record is from RefSeq and is a predicted model, not a curated record. Bases 1 to 828 code for a protein of 275 amino acids. The transcript has 2 exons. NCBI's taxonomy places the organism in Eukaryota, Viridiplantae, Streptophyta, Magnoliopsida, Fabales, Fabaceae.
AUGAUGAAGAAAUUGGCGGGUCGAAUCGGUAGAGAGGGUCGCACCUUGUUGCAUUACGUUGCACCGAUGAAGUAUAAGAGAAAGCACGAGGCCGGCGUUGUAUAUGAACUACAAGAAGAGCUCCGUUGGUUCGAGCGUGUGAGGAACAUAACCCCUUCGUACCUUCACAUACAUUGCAAUGAUGAGAAGAACCAGACGGGAAAAGAACUAUUUGAAACGGAGCAUGAUGCUAUGCUAAAGAGCGCACAAGAAUGGCUGAAGCAGACAUCUCAAUCAUGCUCAGCAGUGGCUGUGUUAGUGGCCACCGUUGUGUUUGCAGCAAUUUACCAAGUUCCAGGAGGAACUGAUAACAAUGGCGUCCCCAAACUGAUAGGAUCUUCCGUUUUCUGGUUCUUCACGAUCAUGGAUGUUUUGGCACUUGGGAGUUCUCUGUCUUCAGUUGUGAUGUUCCUCUCCAUACUCUCAUCUCCAUUUGACAUGUGGCAGUUCCGUAGCUCACUCCCUCGAAGGCUCUCGAUAGGCUUCACCAUGCUGUUCUUCGCGUUGAUUACGACCAUGAUGUCCUUCACCGCAACCAUUUUGCUCACCAUAAGUAGGAGCCUGAAUUCAAAAAGAUGGAGCGCCAAUUUGUUGUAUAGCGUUGCGUUUAUACCUGUCACCAUAUUUGCAUUGAUGCAGUUCCCACUCUACAUGACUUUCAAGAGAGCCGCCACACAAGUUUGGAGCAUGUUUAAGAGGUUGGUUCCAAGACGUGUGAUCAAGUCAACUAGAAGGUCCGGGAAAAGAAGGUUUCGUCGCUCUGUUGUCAAGAAAUUUCAACACUCCUAG